UCCACCACGCUCUGCUCUGCAGGAUAGUGGUCUAGUAGUCUAGUAGUGUUUGCAUAAAUGUGUGUCGGUGCAGAAGAAGAAGUGAACUAAGCAGAGUGAGGAGCCCGUGGACACAGAGGGCAACAUUAAACAGACUCCUCGUCCUAUUUGAACUUUAUUUUGGGAACUGACAUGGCAAAAGGGAAGAAAAGUGUACUGAGAACCGAGAAAAAGCCCCAGGACACAGUUGAACAUAAAGUCUCCUCAGGGAAGGACACAAAGGAAAACAAACCAGCAACUAACAAGGAUUCUGUAGUUACAGUGCCGUCAAUUUUACAAAGUCUACAGAGUGCAAGCAAACCUAGAUCCCCACUGAGUGACAGUUCAAGCAUGCUGAUCCAGGAAGGAAAUGAAUCGGGUGCAACUAAUCCUGACAUGCCAAAGUUAAAAAAAGACAUACCUAAUGAAAUAAAAUCUGAGAGUUGUGAGUCCAAAGAGCAGAAGCCUGAAACGGCUUGUCACAGUCAUGAGAUCAGAGAACAAGCCACUGACCAACUUGAGCAGAAAGAGUCCACCACGCACACAAACGCCAGGUCUGCAGCAGACAUCAAAGUUUCAGCUCCCAAACCACGGAGUAAAACUGGUCGCAAACUCGGAGCAAAAAAGACGGAGAAUAAAGCUCCUCAAAACAGAAAGGUCACAGACUAUUAUCCCAUCAGACGGAGUAAUAGAAAAACUAAGACAGAGUUAAAGAGUGAAGAGCACAGACACCUUGAUGAUCUGAUAAAGAAUGACAUUGAAGAAGGAAUGCAGAUCAAAAACAUCGAAGGAAAAGGAAGAGGGAUAUUUGCUGCCAAGAGCUUCAAAAAGGGCGAGUUUGUCGUGGAGUACCAUGGAGACCUACUGGAACAAGCAGAGGCUAAAAUAAGAGAGGCCAAGUACGCUCUGGAUCCCCAAAAAGGCUGUUACAUGUACUACUUCCAGUAUCAAACCAAAACCUACUGUGUGGACGCUACAGAGGAAACAAGCCGUCUUGGAAGACUGAUCAACCACAGUAAAGCUGGAAACUGCCAGACUCGGCUUCACGCCAUCGAUGGAACCCCUCAUCUGAUCCUGGUGGCUUCCAGAGACAUCGACUCAGAGGAAGAGCUGCUGUAUGACUACGGUGAUCGGAGUAAAGCCUCCGUCUUGGCUCACCCAUGGCUCAAAUACUGAAUCCUCGAUCACAAGUGUUUAUAUUUUCAGAUGAAUUGGUUCUCAACAAGCUUUUUUAUGAAGUAUAAAGAAUGUUAUUGUUUUAAAUGGGGGCUAAUGCAUCAACCCAAUGUAUUUUUGCAACUGUUGUUUUUAUCGUGGUUUUAUUUGAUUUUUUUUAAUCUAAUUGUAGCCAACUGAUGCAAGCUUGAAGGGUAUUUCUUCUGGAUAUUUAGUGUUUCACAUUCACCAUGGGGUUUCCUUUUGUAAUGACUAUAAUUGACAAAUCAAUUUCACUAUUGUAAAUUAUUAUACCGGUGCUUUAAAUUAAGGAAUAAAACCGAGUUUUCAUUCCA
Messenger RNA from Sebastes umbrosus (honeycomb rockfish), 1529 nucleotides. RefSeq names its product lysine methyltransferase 5Ab (gene kmt5ab). The record is from RefSeq and is a predicted model, not a curated record. The coding region runs from base 172 to 1194 and encodes 340 amino acids. The transcript is spliced from 8 exons. Gene Ontology annotation, molecular function: histone H4K20 methyltransferase activity; protein binding. Lineage: Eukaryota; Metazoa; Chordata; Actinopteri; Perciformes; Sebastidae.